UAGGACUCCGCACUCGCUCUCCUUAAUCCCUGGGACCCCAGAGGAGGUGGGGAGGUUGCGGGAGAGUAGCGGGGCGGGGGACGACAUCCAGACGUACCCUGGAUACAGAAACUGGAAGCCAUUUGUGAUCUUUCCAAGGCAAACUUUUCUCUUGGGGGAGAAAAAAGAGCGGAAUCACUUGCAGGGAUCAGUCCUGCGGCCCUAGAAAUGGUCCUGUGAAGGAAAAGGCAUCUGGAGACCUACCAGAGUCCUUGGAGCCAUUUGGAGUUGCUCUGCAGGAGAGAAAAAGGAUGGAGACACAACCUUUGGGAAAGGAGGGAGCCGGAAAAGGCCUUUCAGCUGCUCAGCCUGGGAAGGGAGAGAAGCUCUGGACAAGAACCAGGCAGAAGAUCCUGGAGGAGGAAACCAUCCUCCCUUCAGAAGUUCAGCCCUGGACCUUCAUCCAAUACCGGGAGGCUGAGGGUCCCCGAGGACUUUGCAGCCGACUCCAUGACUUUUGCAGGCGAUGGCUGAGACCAGAAAAGCACACCAAAGCCCAGAUGCUGGACCUGGUGGUUCUGGAGCAGCUCCUGGCUCUUCUGCCCUCAGAGAUGGAGGGCUGGGUGCGGGAGUGUGGAGCAGAGACCAGCUCUCAGGUGGUGGCCCUGGCAGAAGGCUUCCUCCUGAGCCAGGCGGAGGAGCAGAAGGAGCAGGUCCAGUUACAGUGCUGCACUGUGGAGAUCAGGGAUCCUGAGGGAAAGAAGAACCCAUCAAAUCCUCCCCAGGAGCUAUUUUUCAGGAGGAUCCCUUGGGAAGAUCCAAGUCAGGACACCUCAGGAGAGAAACAAAGAAUGAAGCUUUCUGGUUUUUAUGAUGGAGAUCAAACAGCGAUUGACCCUCCAAAUCAAGAGAGUCCUGUGUCCUUCGAGGAGGUGGCUGUGUCUUUCUCUGAGGAGGAAUGGUCUCUUCUGGAUCCUGACCAGAAAGCGCUGCAUUCGGAAGUCAUGCUGGAAAACCAUAGGAACGUGGUCUCUCUGGGUAAUAAUGGGCAGGAGAAUCAAGAUUUCUAUGAACUGCUCCAAGUGAUCUAUGCUAAAGAUGGAACAGAGAAGUUUGGAAUUCGAAUGGAAUUAGGAAGCCAUGAGAGAAACCAGUCAACCGAUGCUCCGAUGGAAGACUUUCUUGCUGAACAAGAGAAAGUAAGGGAAAAAUAUGUUGAGAAAAGUGUGAAGCUAAUCAAAGCUAACAUACAAGUAAAUGAACACUAUUUAACCCAAAACAAAGGAGAAGAUACUAUAAGAAGACACAACGGACAAAAUUACAAUGGGACAUUCAUUCUUUCUCUUGGAAAUAACUUCCUUACAUCUGAAAACACGAUUGACACAAAAGAGAAACUUUAUAAAUGUUUGGAAUGUGGAAAAUGUUUUAGAAUAAGCGGGAAACUUACUAUCCAUAAAAGGAUUCACACAGGGGAGAAGCCGUAUAAAUGCAUGGAGUGUGGAAAGACCUUUGCUCAAAGAGGAAAUCUUAUUUCCCAUAAGAUGAUCCACACAGGGGAGAAGCCGUAUAAAUGCAUGGAGUGUGGAAAAACCUUUGCUCAAAGAGGUCAUCUUAUUUCCCAUAAGAUGAUCCACACAGGAGAAAAGCCAUAUAAAUGCAUUGAGUGUGGAAAGACCUUUGCUCGAAGAGAUAGUCUUAUUUCCCAUAAGAUGACCCACACAGGGGAGAAACCAUUUAAAUGCACGGAGUGUGGAAAGAGCUUUGCUCAUAGCAGUACACUUACUAACCAUAAAAGAAACCACACAGGAGAGAAGCCUUAUAAAUGCAUGGAGUGUGGAAAGACCUUUGCUCGAAGAGAUGUUCUUAUUUCCCAUAAGAUGACCCACACAGGAGAGAAGCCGUAUAAAUGCAUGGAGUGUGGAAUGACCUUUGCUCAUAGCAGUUUACUUACUAACCAUAAAAGAAACCACACACGAGAGAAGCCGUAUAAAUGCAUGGAGUGUGGAAAGAUGUUUACUCAGAGCAGUGGACUUAGAAGACACAAAAAUAUCCACUCAGGAGAGAAGCUGUAUAAAUGCAUGGAGUGUGGAAAAACCUUUUCUCAUAGCAGUACACUUACUAAACAUAAAAGAAACCACACAGGGGAGAAACCAUUUAAAUGCAUGGAGUGUGGAAAGACGUUUACUCAGAGCAGUGGACUUAAAAGACACAAAAAUAUCCACUCAGGAGAGAAGCCAUUUAAAUGCAUGGAAUGUGGAAAGACCUUUGCUCAAGGAGGAAAUCUUAUUUCCCAUAAGAGGAUCCACUCAGGAGAGAAGCCGUAUAAAUGCAUGGAAUGUGGAAAGAGCUUUGCUCAGAAUGGUCCUCUUACUUCUCAUAAAAGGAUCCACGCUCAGGAGAAACUAUAUAGCAAUAGCAAUUCUACUUAGAUUUAUAUACAAUUCCACAAUGCUUUACCACUUUAUCUCUGAGCAGUUUGCAAAGUCCCCAGCAAUCUGGGUCCUCAUUUUAGCAACUUCAGGAGGACGAAUUAACUACUAAAAGUAAUCUAUACGAGUUGAAGGUGUUUUCAAUAAAAUGCCAAUUUGAAAUUU
This is a messenger RNA of Ahaetulla prasina, 2573 nucleotides long. Its product is annotated as zinc finger protein 737-like. The record is from RefSeq and is a predicted model, not a curated record. Gene Ontology annotation, biological process: regulation of transcription by RNA polymerase II. The coding region runs from base 291 to 2408 and encodes 705 amino acids. The transcript has 6 exons. Gene Ontology annotation, molecular function: RNA polymerase II cis-regulatory region sequence-specific DNA binding; DNA-binding transcription factor activity. NCBI's taxonomy places the organism in Eukaryota, Metazoa, Chordata, Lepidosauria, Squamata, Colubridae.